Molecule: messenger RNA, 823 nt
Organism: Dissoconium aciculare CBS 342.82
Lineage: Eukaryota; Fungi; Ascomycota; Dothideomycetes; Mycosphaerellales; Dissoconiaceae
Exons: 1
Coding region: 174-755 (193 amino acids)
Source: RefSeq, a predicted model, not a curated record
AAGAGCGUGUGCGUGCAUGCGCGGGCGGGCGGGCCAGGCCUGAUUGUCAGCGUGGCGGGUGCUGUAAUUCCUAUUUUGCCUGGAAAUCCCUUGCGCGAUUGCGCAUUGCGCACGCCCACCGCACAGCACAGCAGGCAGGCAAGGCACGCAAUGCACGCAAUGCACGCGCACGCAUGGGCAAUAACCAACGGGAACGGGGGCGGGACUCCUGCUGUGAUUUACAUGCCGUCCACGGGUUCGAAGUAUUCCCCGACGACAGGUCGCGUUGCAAUCAAUGUGGAUGGAGCGAUAGGAGAUUCUUCCCGAAAUGCCGGGUGGUCGCAUAUCGUCCAGUCACUCCAGUGUCACUCCAGUGCGGCACAGCACACCGUUGCAGCGAUGAUCAUGAUGGUGACAAUCGCAAUAAUAACGGAGGACAAUCAGCGACUGGGGAGGGGUAUUGUUGGUGGAGGAGAUGGAGGAGGAGGAUGAGGAAUACAAUCUGGACGGGUCUUGUCUGUGCGGCUCUGACUCUGGCUCUGACCCUCUCUCUCUGCCUCUCUGCCUCCAUCCCAUCACUCUGCCUGUCUCCAUGUAUACAAUCAGCACAUGUUGGUGUGGAUGUGAUCCCUGACCCCGGGAAAUUGUCGUUCGCAAAACUCAAUUGCUGCCGCCGUUUGCUGCGGCCAGAUAGCAGGAGGACACUCGGACAUUUGUGUUAUGGGACAAUAAAUAGCAUCAUGAUCCUUUCCGUGCCCAACCGUCGCUCGCAUUGACCUCGUUGCGGGAGAGAAGAAAAAAAAAGGGUGUGCGAUGCCAACUAAAGUAGAGCCGCAUCGGGAAA